Molecule: messenger RNA, 4185 nt
Organism: Thalassophryne amazonica
Lineage: Eukaryota; Metazoa; Chordata; Actinopteri; Batrachoidiformes; Batrachoididae
Gene: msh2
Product: mutS homolog 2 (E. coli)
Exons: 16
Coding region: 37-2847 (936 amino acids)
Biological process (GO): mismatch repair; somatic recombination of immunoglobulin genes involved in immune response; mitotic recombination
Cellular component (GO): nucleus; MutSalpha complex
Molecular function (GO): ATP binding; mismatched DNA binding; ATP-dependent DNA damage sensor activity
Source: RefSeq, a predicted model, not a curated record
UUCCUGUUUGGCUAAUCCGUGGCGGGAGUUUCCAUCAUGGCGGUACAGCCGAAGCAGAACCUGUCCAUGGAUAGUGCAGCCGAAAAUGGCUUUUUAAGCUGCUUUUUCUCUAUGCCAGAGAAACCUGACACUACUUUUAGAAUAUUCGACCGCAAUGACUACUACACUGUUCACGGAAAAGACGCUAUAUUCGCGGCAAAGGAGGUUUUCAAGACGAACGGAGUCAUCAAAUAUUUGGGCUCAGGGAGUCGCAGACUGGAGAGUGUGGUCCUGAGCAAAGCGAACUUUGAGGCCUUUGUGAAGGAUUUGUUGCUCGUGCGUCAGUACAGAGUGGAAGUGUACAAAAACCUCAGCAAAAGCAGCAAAGAUCAUGACUGGAAGCUUGAGUUCAAGGCUUCCCCAGGAAACUUGACUCAGUUUGAGGAGAUUCUGUUUGGUGGAGGAUCUGGAGGCGAAGGAUGCGCGGGAGUUGUAGCUGUACGGUUUUCUACGGGGGCUGAUGGCCAACGCGUGGUUGGUUUGGGUUAUGUGGAUGCGGCCCAGAGGAAGAUGGGAGUGUGUGAGUUCCCAGACAAUGAGAUCUUCUCCAACCUGGAGUCACUACUUGUCCAAAUCAGCCCCAAGGAAUGUCUCUUAGCUCAGGGAGAGUGCAGCAGUGACGGUACUAAACUACGAGAGGUGGUACAGCGUGGUGGAAUGCUGCUCUCUGACCGGAAGAGAACAGACUUCAACAGUAAGGACAUGGUCCAGGAUCUCAACAGGCUGCUGAGGUCCAAGCGAGGAGAAACUGUGGCCAGCAACACAUUACCGGAGCUCGACAAACAGGUGGCUAUGUCGUGUUUGGCUGCAGUGGUGCGUUAUCUAGAGCUGCUGUCUGAUGAGUCCAACUUUAACUCCUUCAGUUUGACCACUCUGGAUCUGGGUCAGUACAUGAGGUUGGACAACGCUGCUGUUCGAGCACUAAACCUCUUCCAGGGUUCAUCUGAUGACACCAAUGGAGCUCACUCCUUGGCUGGUCUGUUAAAUAAGUGCCGUACCCCACAGGGCCAGCGUCUGGUUAACCAGUGGAUCAAACAGCCGCUCAUGGACAAAACAAAAAUUGAGGAGAGACUGGACCUAGUGGAAAGUUUCGUGUGUGAUUCUGAGCUGAGGCAAACCUGCCAGGAGGACUUGUUGAGGCGGUUUCCUGAUCUUCACCGAUUGGCUAAGAAAUUCCACCGUCAUAAUGCGACCCUGCAGGACUGCUACCGGGUCUACCAGGCUGUAAGCCAGAUCCCCACCCUCAUCUCAGCCCUGGAGCGGUACUCAGGCAGCUACCGGGUUCUAUUGGAAGCAGUCUUCCUUUCUCCUCUUACAGACUUGCAGGCUGACUUCACAAAGUACCAAGAGAUGAUUGAGACCACUCUGGACAUGAACCAGAUUGAUCACCAUGAGUUCCUCGUAAAGGCGUCAUUUGACCCUGUGCUGAGUGAGCUUAGAGAAAAGAUGGACAGCCUGGAGAAGAGUAUGCAAGCAGUGCUGAACAGUGCAGCUCGAGAACUGGGUCUGGAUGCUGGUAAGACUGUGAAGUUGGAGUCGAACGCCGUAUUGGGCUUUUACCUACGCAUCACUUGUAAGGAAGAGAAGAGCCUGAGGAACAACAAGAAGUUCACCACACUGGAUGUUCAGAAGAACGGCGUGCGCUUCACAAACAGUAAGAUGAGCUCUUUGAAUGAGGAUUACACAAAGAGCAGAGAGGAGUACGAGGAGGCUCAGAAUGCCAUCGUUAAAGAGAUUAUCAACAUAGCCGCAGGCUACGUGGACCCGCUACAGACACUGAGCGAUGUGAUAGCGCAGUUGGACGCCAUAACGAGUUUCGCUUUGGCAUCUGUUUCUGCCCCUGUGCCCUACGUUCGUCCCCGGCUGUUGGAGGACGGCUGUAGGCGUUUGGAGCUGCUGCAGGCCAGACAUCCCUGCAUGGAGACGGACGCGGACACGGCCUUCAUCCCAAACAACAUCAGCUUUGUCCAGGGAGAGAAAAACUUCUACAUUAUAACGGGUCCAAACAUGGGUGGUAAAUCCACGUUUAUUCGGCAGGUGGGGGUGAUUGCUCUCAUGGCUCAGAUUGGUUGUUUUGUACCGUGCGAGAAGGUGGAGAUUAGUGUGAUUGACAGCGUCCUGGCCAGAGUGGGAGCAGGGGACAGUCAGGUCAAAGGAGUGUCCACCUUUAUGUCUGAAAUGUUGGAGACUGCUGCCAUUCUACGCUCAGCCACGGAGAACUCGCUCAUCAUAAUCGACGAGCUGGGGCGGGGCACGUCCACGUACGAUGGCUUUGGUCUGGCCUGGGCCAUCAGUGAACACAUCGCCUCAAAGAUCAGCUGCUUCUGUCUGUUUGCCACUCACUUCCACGAACUGACGGCGCUGUCUGCACAGCAGCCCACCGUGCACAACCUGCACGUCACGGCACUGACAUCCCACAACACGCUUACGAUGCUGUACAGAGUCAAACCAGGUGUGUGCGACCAGAGUUUUGGAAUCCAUGUGGCUGAGUUGGCUUUUUUCCCACCAUCUGUGGUGGCCGUGGCGAAGGAGAAGGCAGCGGAGCUCGAGGAGUUCCAGGAGGCUGGAGGGGACAAGUCGGAGCAAGAGGAACCUGAGGCCAAGAGGCGGCGAGCAGACAAACACGUGGGUGAGCAGCUGAUCCAGGAGUUCCUGGAGAGAGUGAAGUCGCUUCCUUGUGCCAGUAUGACUGAUGACGAGGUGAAGGCAGAGCUCAGGAGAAUGAAGGCGGGGCUCAUUGCAAAAAAUAACGCGUACAUCACAGAGCUCCUGGCAUACUGUGCACCUGCAAAAACGGCAGAUUUUUAGACUCAGUUAAAGUACUAAAACACUUCAAUGUUAGAGGUUCCAAUAAAGACCUUGUUUGUGAAUCUUGAGCAGGUUUGUACAUUUACAAUGAGCCGCUAUGUCAGUCAUGUUGGAUUGCUUCAUAACUGCUGCUCCAAGGAAAAAAAAAAAAAAAGGUUGUGUGCAGAGGAAGAGCCACGAGGUAACUGAAAAGAAUUGAUAAAACAUCUACAAAUGAACUGUGACAGCUGCUCUGCAUCCAUGAACAUUUACUGUUAAAACUAAGUUUGUUCCUGCUGCAAUCAAUUAUCUCACAGGAAAUGGAGCAAAGAAUAAAAACAAACUUCUAGUGGUGGGAGAGAGAUGUCAGAGGCUUUGCUUCCAUUGGAACCAUAAAAAUGUUCAGGUCAGUUCUCUUCUACCAGCUGACUUCCAGUAUUAAUACAAUUAACACACUGAGUGUUCAGACCUGAACCCUCAAUUAUCAAACUGCACAGACUGUUCUAAAGGCUGCAUUCAUGAAUGGACAACUUGGGAAGUAUGUGGGGAAAGUACAACAAAAAAACUAGAGCAAUAAUGAAGCGCAAACCUCCGCAAACACUAUUUUCCAGUUCCACAAAUCUAUACCUCAUGAAAAAAAUUUGAAGGUCAAAGUCCUGUUACAAGUGAAUUUUCAUAAGCUAAAAUAUAAAACUGUAGCUCAAAAGGGCUUCUUAAUGUUAAUAUAAAAUAAUUGCUAAGUCUGCAAUAUGGGUCAAUCUUGGUCUAUUCAUUGUGCUAAUUUCCACCUUAUUGUCACAAGUAAGUGAUUGAGGCAUUUUUAAGAUGGAUUGUAAAAUUACAUUAAAUGGGGUUUUCAAUGAUGGAUACCAUCCUGCAUCCCUCCCACAUAUUAAAGAAAUUUGAUCUCUUGACAGCAAUUUUUGAAAAAUCAUUCAAGGUCAAAGGAUAGAGACCGUUCCUUAUUUUGACAUUAAAACUGAAUCAGUUCCUGCCUAUCAGGAUAUGAAUCCUCUGGAAAAAGCAGCAUAAAAUGUUUGCCAUUAAUAGACCAUUUUUUUGUCUAUUUCCCUCAGGAUGCAUCGUCUUAUGUCACAGGAUGCCAUCUUUAGAUAAAUGUUUCCUCAUGAAAUUUGAACAGCGAAAAGCUAUUUUUGAUAAAACAGUAGGGGACUGCACAGUACCAGGUGGACAUCAACAUGCUUAUUGACCUGUUUAGCUCAGUCAGUUUAUUAUUUUAGUUACUAAUUGUACUUCUUAAAGGAAAUGUGCUAUGUGACUAAAAAGGUUAAUCCAGGUUUUGAGUAUAUUUCUUAUUUUUACAUGGGAAACAAGGUACCAGUAGAUUCAGUAGAUUCU